AUGGGAGACAAGCACCAGGCCAUUAUUCCGAACAGUGUCAAAUUCAUUUUCGGUGGCACUGCUGGAAUGGGGGCUACUCUUUUCGUGCAGCCUUUGGAUCUUGUCAAAAAUCGAAUGCAACUUUCCGGAACAACAGGAAAGAAAGAAUACCGCUCAAGUUUCCAUGCACUAACCUCAAUUAUCAAAAAUGAAGGUUUCAUGGCUGUAUAUAAUGGGCUCUCGGCAGGUCUUCUACGUCAAGCAACAUAUACAACAACUAGAUUGGGUUGUUAUACGUACAUGCUCGAGCUCUUUUCUUCACAAGAUCAACCGUUGUCAUUUGGCUUGAAAGCCGCAUUAGGAAUGAGCGCCGGAGGCAUCGGUUCGUUUGUAGGAACCCCUGCAGAGCUCGCGCUUAUUCGAAUGACCAGUGAUGGACGUCUUCCCGUAGAGCAAAGAAGAAAUUACACAGGAGUUGUCAAUGCUCUAACAAGAAUUGUUAAAGAGGAAGGAGUCUUGACAUUGUGGAGAGGCUGCACUCCUACUGUAAUGCGCGCGAUGGUGGUAAAUGCUGCCCAACUUGCAACCUACUCUCAAGCCAAAGAGAAGCUUCUCGAGACGAAGCUUGUCCAAGACGGAAUCUUCUGUCAUUUCCUAGCUUCAAUGCUUUCCGGAUUGGCCACUACGAUAGUCUCGAUGCCUGUGGAUAUAGCGAAAACUAGAAUUCAAUCAAUGAAGGUUAUCGAUGGCAAGCCGGAAUACAAGAAUGCCUUUGAUGUCUGGGCCAAGAUCAUUAAGAACGAAGGGGUGUUCGCAUUGUGGAAGGGCUUCACACCAUAUUACAUGCGACUCGGCCCUCACACCGUACUAACCUUCAUCUUCCUGGAGCAAAUGAAUGAUGCUUAUUACAAGUUUGUGCUCCACACGGAGAACACAAGCUCCUUCUAA
This is a messenger RNA of Caenorhabditis bovis, 927 nucleotides long. The record is from the annotation of a GenBank genome assembly. Lineage: Eukaryota; Metazoa; Nematoda; Chromadorea; Rhabditida; Rhabditidae.